UCUGGGUGGCUUCUAAAAAUGUAUUACAAUUUAUUUAGUGUGAACACAGAAGAGUUUUCUGCAUAGUUUAUUUUUAUUUUUUAGCCUCUGUUCUGCUCAUUUUUAGAUCAGUUCUGCUCAUUUUAGACUCUGUUGUGCUUGUUUUACCUCUAACAAACUAAUUUUAAAAGGCAUUUCAUAGUUGAAUCUGUAAGAAGCGUCACUCCUGCACACUGGAACAUCAAAAAUGAGAACUACAGGCCCGGUCAACUAAAGCAGGACCUACAGUAAAUCACUUCCCUGCACACAGCAGUCCUUUCUUGUGUUGUGCGGCUGAGUUAAGCUACAACUUCAGGGAUUAAACAGAAGCACAUGAUGAUUCAACCCCGUGAUUUGUCAGAGAGCUCAGUCGUUUCCUCUUCUUUUCUUUUCCUUUCCCUUUCUCCUCGCAGCGCCAGAACCCUCGUGGUGAGCGGCUCCUCUUCGUCUCCAUCGCCCCGCGGUCCAGGAUGGCCUCCCCUCGGCUGGAGACUUUCUGCUGCCCGAACCGGGACUCGGCCACGGAGUUUGUGGUCACCUUCCAGCCCGUCCUGUUCGGGGCUCUGACUCUGGGGAGCGCCGCUUUGAGCCUCAUAUUUACCGUCCUGCAGGUUCUGCCAAAGCACAAAGGAUACAGGAGGCUGGGACAGUACCCUCUGCCGAGGCCCGCGUCCUCUUCCCGAAUUCUGUUCAUCAUCAGCAUCUGUGACAUUCUGGGAUGUGCAGGCGUCAUCUUCAGGUCGUCGGUCUGGCUGGGCCUGCCGGGCAUCAUCAGCGGCAUCUCCGUCACCAACAACACAGACACGCUGCCGGAGGUCUUCUGCGUGGGGAGUGCAAUGUGGAUCCAGUUGUUUUUCAGCGCUUCUUUUUGGUGGACCUUUUGUUACGCCRUCGAUGUCUUCUUGGUGGUGAAGACCUCCGCAGGAAUCAGCACCAUCGUCCUCUACCACAUGAUCACAUGGGGUCUGGCUGUGCUCCUGUGUGUUGAAGGAGUGGCCAUGCUCUACUAUCCAUCCAUCUCAGACUGUGAACAAGGCCUCCAGCAUGCUGUUCCUCACUACAUCACCACAUACGCACCCAUGCUGCUCGUCCUCGUCGCCAACCCCGUCUUCUUCAGCAGGACCACUUCUGCGGUGACAUCUUUACUCAAAGGACGACAAGGAAUCUACACAGAAAACGAGCGACGUCUGGCGAAUGACAUAAAAAUACGCUUCUUUAAAAUAAUGCUGGUGUUCUUCGUUUGCUGGGUCCCAAACAUCAUCAACGAGAGCCUGCUCUUCUACCUGGAGAUGCAGACAGACAUUAAUGACAGCAGCCUCAGAGACCUCAGGAACGCAGCUCUCACCACCUGGUUCAUCAUGGGCAUCCUGAACCCCAUGCAGGCUUUCCUGAACACCCUGGCGUUUCAUGGCUGGACGGGCUUGGACGUGGACCUCAGCCUGCGGCGUGGCCGGGAGCUGGCCUGGGACUCUGGCUCUACCUCUGCGGCCAACGCCAGCCAAAACCCCAUGGUGGGAACCACUCUGCUUUACCAGAGUCACGUUCAGGAAGCCCAGAAGAACUCGAUGGGGAACGGACAGCAGCACUCGGAYGCCAUCAGUGUCCUCUCAGAAGGUUCAGACUCUAGUACAGUUGAAAUCCACAUUUCCAGCGAGCUACGAGGGGACGUAGACGCUGACGGAGAGUCCUUGGAGAACUCUGUGAGGCGCUAGCUGGGCUCAUCGACCAGCCAACUCCCUCUACUUUGCUUUUUUAGUUGUUGUUUUUUUUUUCUCAGAUAAGACUAACUGGUGUAACAGGAUUAGUCUAAUUCUCCAUUUUAUUUUUUAGAAACAUUUUAAAUGUUGUUCAGGCCUAAUAGCUAAACAUUUCUUAUAAUAUUAAGUUGUUAGGACUUUAGUUCUAGUUACAAACUCAACUUUAAAUGCUUGAAGAAACUAUUUCUAGUACAUUUCUUGCACCUUUUUGUCCAGUUUACCUCAUUAAUAGUUCAGAGCUACUGAAGUAGGGUUUUGUGUAAAGGUAACAGUCAAUAUCUUACCUGUUGUAGAUAGCUCUUUGAACAGCGAGCCAAGGAGUCUAAACUGCUUCUAUUUCAAAUUAAUCCAGCCAGAACUAUUUUCUCAGAGGUUUUCAAAGAACUAUGUGUAACAGGUAAGAUAUUAAUUGUUCAUGCUUUCACAGAACCCAAGUAAAUGUGUGAACUUUUGAUUUAAUGUUUGAAAAUACUACAAAACCAAUAAGCUGAUUAGUAGAUUUUAGAACAAGGUUUUCAAACUUAAUUUUUUGUUUGUUUUGUUUAUUUUUUUCCUCAUGUAUUUUAUCUUAAUUAUACAGUUUGUUGUUGAGAAUUGUAAGAAGAGAACUCCUGUUUUAUUUACAAUCCCGGACAAGAAAAAAUUUAAGACACAGGCAGGUUUUUGUCUGAUAUCAAAAUAGAGUAAUUUAUUUGAGACACUGAAUGACUUCAAAGUUUUGUCUUGGAAACAGUUGACAGCACCCUGGACCAGGGUGAGAGCAAGAAAAAAAGAUAGUAGCUGUCACAGCACUUGUGCCAUUUUGGGCUUCUUAGCAUGCCAGUACAGGUCGCCAACCCACAGCCCGAUUCUCAGUCUGACACAGACAAUAAUGGCUUUCAGCAAAUUAGGAAAAAGAAAAAAUAAAGCAAUGCAACACCUUUUACAAUCCAAUCAUGAAAGACUUUAAAGUAAAAAGAAAAAAAAUGAUAAAAGUCAACAUUGGACCUUCACUUUUAACGAAAAUUGAGCAUUUGCUGAAUCCACCGAUCAUAAAAGUGCACUUUAUGUUGCUGUAGUAGAGAAUGACUACAAAGUGAGUGGGACCAACUGUUAAAAACAAGGCAAAACAAAAUGGCGGCGAGUUCAAUCUAAAAAAAAGAUGCGGUCUUGAUCUUCAAGAAGCAGAAACGGACACAAAUUCUGCAAACAACCCCCACAAGCAUUUUAAAUCUGACUGAACCUGAUCUGCUGGGAAAAAUAAAACCAAUCACAGCUUCUUCUUUUUUUUCUCCAUCAACAACAGCAGGACUUUUAAACUAUAACUCUACUCCUUGGACAAUAUAUCUGGGUGUUCAGAGGAAUGUGCCAAAGAGGAAUUAUGAUGAUGUUACUCAAGCUGCUUAUACUUUAUACAGGAUGAUUCAUCUGAUUUGUGUUGCUGCUGCUUAAAGCACAAAACAAAUCUAAAUCGACUGUGAUUGACCUUGUUUUUGACCAGAUAUUCACCCCAUACGCAGGGAUCCAGGUACAAGUUUCCUUUAUGGAUCGUAGCAGAGCUGCUCAAUAAGUUUCUCCAUACAUUUUUAACUCAUUUAAAACAGAAAAAAGUCUGUUGCACUGAAUACAAUGAGUAAAGAUUUAAAGAUUGUUU
This is a messenger RNA of Austrofundulus limnaeus, 3408 nucleotides long. RefSeq names its product G protein-coupled receptor 143 (gene gpr143). Gene Ontology annotation, molecular function: dopamine binding; L-DOPA binding; L-DOPA receptor activity. The transcript has 9 exons. The record is from RefSeq and is a predicted model, not a curated record. Lineage: Eukaryota; Metazoa; Chordata; Actinopteri; Cyprinodontiformes; Rivulidae. The coding region runs from base 489 to 1730 and encodes 413 amino acids. Gene Ontology annotation, cellular component: plasma membrane; melanosome membrane. Gene Ontology annotation, biological process: G protein-coupled receptor signaling pathway; regulation of calcium-mediated signaling; melanosome organization.